Molecule: messenger RNA, 417 nt
Organism: Peronospora matthiolae
Lineage: Eukaryota; Oomycota; Peronosporomycetes; Peronosporales; Peronosporaceae
Source: the annotation of a GenBank genome assembly
AUGAAGCGCGUGCGUAACCACCGUGACACGUGGAACCUGACUCUGCAUGACGACCGGGAGGCAGUGUCGGCCAACUACUUUCCCAUGACCACGGGCGCAUACAUCAAGGACGACAAGCGGCAGCUGAAUGUGGUGACGGACCGCGCACAAGGAGUGGCAAGUUUGGUGGACGGACAGGUCGAGGUGAUGGUUCACCGUCGCCUGCUUGCGGACGACAAUAAGGGUGCGGGAGAGCACUUGAACGAGACGGAGUCAGUGUAUGACGAAGCUACCAAGGCGUACGUGACAAAGGGACUGGUGGUGCGCGGCAACUUGUUCAUCAGCGUGGACUCCGCUGACGAUGGUAUGCGCAGCAUGCGUUCGAAGAUGGAGUCGCAGCUUUUCCGUUCACUGCCUGUACAGGGCACACGUAUGUGA